Messenger RNA from Penicillium odoratum, 1923 nucleotides. Its product is annotated as DEAD/DEAH box helicase. Gene Ontology annotation, molecular function: ATP binding; DNA binding; hydrolase activity. The transcript is spliced from 2 exons. Lineage: Eukaryota; Fungi; Ascomycota; Eurotiomycetes; Eurotiales; Aspergillaceae. The record is from RefSeq and is a predicted model, not a curated record. The coding region runs from base 1 to 1923 and encodes 640 amino acids.
AUGGAUUUCGUUCGCAAAUUUGGCUUACUCUCGAUCUCGAGGUGUAGGAGACCACCAAGAAGAUGUGCGAUUACACAUUGCUGGUACAAUGUGCGAUUCAACGCCACUCUUUCUCCGCCCAGGUCAAUCGUUCUCCGUGACUACCAGGAGGAAAGUAUCCAAUCGGUACUUAAGUACCUAGGCGAGGGCCACCGACGUCUCGGAAUAUCACUAGCUACCGGCGCAGGGAAAACGGUCAUAUUCACGCAACUCAUCAACCGAAUUCCAUCACACGAUGCGACAGCAACAAAAACUAUGAUUAUUGUCCACCGACGCGAAUUGGUCGAACAAGCAGCGAAGCAUUGUAGAAUUGCAUACCCCGACAAGGUUGUGGAGGUUGAGAUGGGACAAAAUGUAGCCAGCGGACAUGGCGACAUUAUCAUCGCGUCCGUACAAACUCUCUCCCGAGGACGUGUCACCAAAUUCGAUCCUAGAGCGUUCAAACUCAUUCUCGUGGACGAAGCACACCACAUUGUGGCACGAUCGUAUCGCGAGGUUCUGGGUUAUUUCGGACUGAACGAACCCACCCCCAACGCCCCGGUGCUUGUUGGAGUCUCCGCGACCUUUUCACGAUUCGACGGGCUAAAACUCGGCGCCGCCAUUGAUCACAUUGUCUAUCACAAAGACUAUGUUGACAUGAUCGGUGACAAUUGGCUGGCCAAUGCGGUCUUCACGACGGUCAAGUCACAAGUGAAUCUUUCAGGUGUCAAAAAGGACAAGUUUGGUGACUUUGCUCUGGGCUCACUUUCACAAGCGGUCAACACAACCAAUGCUAACAAUAUCACGGUCCGAGCAUGGAUGGCCAAUGCGGAGGGCCGGAAAUCCACCCUGGUCUUUUGUGUGGACGUCGAACAUGCCCGACAGCUUACUGCGACGUUUCGUGAGCACGGCAUUGAUGCUCGCUACAUCACAGCCACCACACAUAAAAAUGUCCGGUCAGAGCAACUUGAUGCCUUUAAAAAUCAAGAAUUUCCAGUCCUUUUGAAUUGUGGUUUAUUCACGGAGGGCACUGAUAUUCCAAACAUUGAUUGCGUGCUCCUAGCGCGACCUACCCGAUCCAGAAACCUGCUCAUUCAAAUGAUUGGGCGGGGGUUACGUCUGUUCCCCGGAAAGGAGGACUGUCACAUUAUUGACAUGGUUGCUGCAUUGGAAACUGGCGUCCUUUCAACCCCGACGCUCUUUGGUCUCCACCCCGAUGAAGUCCUAGACAAAACCAGUAUGAAAGAUAUCCGAGAAGGCCAGAAAGAGAGCAACCUGGAACUACAUACAGAACCCCAGGAUGAACCAGAUGGAAACAUGAACAUUAAGUUCACCAAAUACGACAGUGUCUACGAUCUUUUGGAAGAUACGCAGUCUGAGAGACAUAUCAGGUCGCUGAGCCAAAAUUCCUGGGUUCGGGUGGACAAUAUGAAGUAUUUACUAUCGGAAUCAUCUGGGUGGUUGACUAUUGAGCAAAAGAAAGACGUAUUCGCGGUGCACCACGUCAUGAAAUUCAACGACCCAACGUCCGAGAAACUUCAAUUCACCCGUCCACGGCUGAUUGCAUCAGGGCCAGACUUGGAAACUGCUGUCCGCGCAGCUGAUACAUAUGCUGGCAACAAGUUUGAGAAGCGAUAUAUCUCAUCACGGCAACCCUGGCGACAAAGCCCAGCCACAGCAGCGCAGAUCGCAAUGCUGAACAAAGCCCGGAUCCGAGAUGGGAACCUGCAGGUUGGAGAUCUGACACGCGGUCAAGCGACUGAUAUUAUCACCAAGCUGAAGUUCGGGGGCAAGAAACGGUUCAAGGAAAUCGCGGUCAAGCAACGGAAGCUGCAACGGAAACAAGAUGAGCUGGAUGAGUUGCAAAGGCGAACUGAUGUUAAGGUUGGGCCGUUACAAGGCUGA